Messenger RNA from Spea bombifrons (plains spadefoot toad), 1569 nucleotides. It is a transcript of the gene ACADS, whose product is annotated as acyl-CoA dehydrogenase short chain. Lineage: Eukaryota; Metazoa; Chordata; Amphibia; Anura; Pelobatidae. The record is from RefSeq and is a predicted model, not a curated record. Gene Ontology annotation, molecular function: flavin adenine dinucleotide binding. The transcript has 10 exons. Gene Ontology annotation, cellular component: mitochondrion. Gene Ontology annotation, biological process: butyrate catabolic process; fatty acid beta-oxidation using acyl-CoA dehydrogenase. The coding region runs from base 89 to 1318 and encodes 409 amino acids.
GGACGCAUCCAAUCUACGUCACUGACAGGCGGACGGUGCCGGUGACGUCAGCAGAAGAACCCGGUGUUUUGGGAAAGUUUGAUCCAGGAUGAUGUUGGGAAUGUUGACCGUGGGCCGGAGCUGCGGGGCUGCCCGGACGGCCCUUCGGUCCUUGCAUACCGUGUAUCAGACCGCCGAACUUCCGGAAACUCACCGGAUGCUGCGGGAGACAUGCAGGGACUUUGCAGAGAAGGAACUGCAGCCCAUAGCGGCCAAACUGGACCGGGAGCACCUGUAUCCGCGGGAGCAGGUACUAAAGAUGGGCCAGAUGGGGUUAAUGGCAGUGGAAGUCCCAGAAGAGUUUGGUGGUGCUGGGCUAGAUUAUUUGGCAUAUUCUAUUGGAGUGGAGGAGAUCAGCCGUGGAUGCGCGUCCACAGGGGUCAUCAUGAGCGUUAACAACUCCCUUUAUUUAGGGCCAGUUCUGAAAUAUGGUACAGAAGAGCAGAAAAGACAUUGGAUUACUCCAUUUAGCAGCGGUGAGAAGGUUGGUUGCUUUGCCCUGAGUGAACCAGGUAACGGAAGCGAUGCAGGUGCUGCGAGCACUGUCGCCAGACUUGAGGGAGAAGAGUGGGUUCUUAAUGGCACCAAAUCCUGGAUCACAAAUGCAUGGGAUGCCUCUGCAGUCGUCGUGUUUGCGACCACAGACAAGGCCCUAAAACACAAGGGCAUCAGUGCUUUUUUGGUGGAGAUGCCAACUCCAGGUUUGUCUCUUGGGAAGAAGGAAGACAAGCUGGGUAUCAGAGCCUCCUCCACAGCAAACCUCAUAUUUGAAGACUGCAGAAUCCCACGUCACAAUCUCCUGGGACAGCCUGGAAUGGGUUUCAAAAUAGCUAUGCAAACGUUGGACUCUGGCAGGAUCGGGAUUGCAUCUCAGGCCCUCGGCAUUGCCCAGGCUGCUCUGGACUGUGCCGUGGAUUAUUCAGAAAAGCGAAUUGCAUUUGGAGCAUCUAUCAGCAAAUUGCAAGCCAUCCAGUUUAAACUGGCAGACAUGGCACUGGCUUUAGAAAGUGCUCGACUGCUCACAUGGAGAGCUGCCAUGCUGAAAGAUAACCGGAAACCCUACACUAAGGAAGCUGCAAUGGCUAAACUAGCCGCAUCGGAAGCUGCUACUCAGAUCUCUCAUCAGGCCAUUCAAGUCCUUGGAGGUAUGGGCUAUGUGACGGAGAUGCCAGCCGAACGCCAUUACAGAGAUGCGAGAAUCACGGAAAUCUAUGAAGGGACCAGCGAAAUCCAAAGGCUGGUGAUUGCAAACCAGCUGCUGAAAGAAUACCGCAGCUAGGACACUAUCCUAGAACUGGAUCAUGCCAGCCUCUCUCUUCUAUGAGGAACACCUCGUUUAUGAAUAGGAUAAUUACUUUUAAUGCACUAUUGUCUUAUUUUAAAGAAAACAACGUGCUGCUCCGUGUCAUACAAGGCAAAUCUCCAGGACUGCUGUAAUUUUUGGGGAUGAGUGAAAGUGCUGAAAUCUGAAUUAAUUUUGCUGGCUGGUGUGUGGUACUUUUAAGGGAUUAAAAUUAUCUGCGCACAGUA